GAGAGAGAGAGAAAGAUGUGUGUCUGGGCAUGGCAUUGAUAUUGUUUUUGAUUUGGUAUUUGGUCUCUCUCUCUCUCUCUCACACAAUCCAACAAUACUCUUCUUCUCUUCCCUUUUUCCCUCAUUCAAUUGAUUUUCCAACCAGCCAGAGCUGUUUCAUUUGCAUGUUGCAGCUCUCUCUCUCUCUCUCUCUCUUGAUGGAUUGAAUUGUUUCAUAGAUAGAUAGAUAGACAUAAGACACUCAUUCAUCAAGGAUCUGCAAUGAAGACGCAACCUCAGCCUGACGGUGUCUCCGCUGCUCCACCCAAUCCCUCCCAAGAGAAGAAGAGCAUAAACCAGGAGCUAUGGCAAGCUUGUGCGGGGCCACUGGUGAACCUUCCCCACGCUGGGACUCACGUUAUCUACUUCCCUCAAGGCCACAGCGAACAGGUUGCGGCUUCUUUGAAGAAAGACGUCGACGCCCAAGUUCCCAACUAUCCCAAUCUUCCCUCAAAGUUACUCUGUCUCCUUCACAAUGUCACCUUGCAUGCUGAUCCUGAAACCGAUGAAGUAUAUGCUCAGAUGACACUUCAACCGGUGCCUUCUUUUGACAAGGAUGCUUUAUUAAGGUCAGAUCUUGCUCUCAAGUCAAGCAAGACCCAACCUGACUUUUUCUGUAAACAACUCACGGCAAGUGAUACGAGUACUCAUGGAGGUUUCUCUGUACCUCGCCGAGCAGCGGAGAAGAUUUUCCCCCUUCUUGAUUAUUCUAUGCAACCUCCUGCUCAAGAACUUGUGGCCAGAGAUUUGCAUGAUACUGUUUGGACAUUCCGUCAUAUAUACCGCGGACAACCAAAACGUCACUUGCUUACAACUGGAUGGAGUCUAUUUGUCAGUGGAAAGAGGCUUUUUGCCGGAGACUCUGUUUUAUUUAUAAGAGAUGAAAAGCAGCAGCUUCUUUUGGGUAUCAGACGAGCUAACAGGCAACCUACCAAUAUAUCAUCCUCAGUACUAUCAAGUGAUAGUAUGCACAUUGGAAUUCUUGCUGCAGCAGCCCAUGCUGCGGCAAACAACAGUCCCUUCACCAUCUUUUAUAAUCCUAGGGCUAGUCCCUCAGAAUUUGUUAUCCCAUUAGCAAAGUACUACAAGGCUGUUUACAACCACCAAAUAUCACCUGGCAUGCGUUUCCGAAUGAUGUUCGAAACUGAAGACUCGGGAACAAGAAGGUAUAUGGGUACUAUUACAGGUAUCAGUGAUCUUGAUCCUGUGAGAUGGAAAAACUCUCAAUGGCGUAAUUUGCAGGUUGGUUGGGAUGAAUCAACUGCUGGCGAAAAGCGUAGCAGGGUCUCAAUCUGGGAAAUUGAACCUGUGACUGCUCCUUUUUUCAUCUGUCCUCCGUUCUUUAGAUCCAAGAGGCCAAGACAACCGGGAAUGCCUGAUGAUGAUCCAUCUGAUUUUGAUAACCUCUUCAAGCGGACAAUGCCUUGGCUUGGUGAUGAUAUGUGCAUGAAGGAUCCCCAAGGUCUCCCUGGCCUGAGCUUAGUUCAAUGGAUGAGCAUGCAGCAAAAUCCUGCUCUCGCUAGCUCAUUGCAGCCAAAUUAUGUGCCUUCCAUAUCAGGAUCUGUUCUGCAAAAUCUUCCUGGUGCAGAUAUUUCCCGUCAGCUUGGGUUUUCUGCUCCACAAAUUUCUCAGUCAAACAAUUUAGCCUUCAAUGCUCAGAGGCUACUUCAGACUUCCCAACAAGUUGAUCACCUUCAGAAGCUACCAUCCGCUUCUAGCACAUUGGGGACAGUCCUGCAGCCGCAGCAACAGUUGGGUGAUAUCACUCAACAACCUAGGCAGAACUUGGCAAAUCAAACACUUCAACACAGUCAAGUUCAGGCCCAACUCUUGCAUCCUCAGAAUCUUGUACAAACCAACUGUAUUCUUCAACAGCAGCAACCAUCCAUUCAAAACCAUCAACACCAUAGAAGCCUCUCUCAAAACCCACCACAGCAGCAGCAGCAACAGACAAUUAUGGGUCAGAAUCAGCAACAAAGUUUGAUCCAAUCCUCUAUGCCUGAUCAUGUUCAACAAUUACAGAUGUCUGAUAAUCAGAUUCAGUUUCAUUUGUUACAGAAGCUUCAACAACAAAAACAAACGCUCUUAGCACAGCAAUCUGUACAGCAGCAGCCUACUCAACUUACUCAAAUUCAGGAUCAGCAGAGGCAGCUUUUAGAUAAACCACAGAACUUGUCUAGAGCAUUAACGCCUGGUCAAGUGCUGGAAAUUCCUUCUAUACUUCAAAAUUCACUCCCUGAGGCUAGUUCUAUCUCACAUCAGAUGACAAAGGUUAAUGCCCCGAACAAUAUUCAAUUCUCUCAUCUGCCUCAGCAGCCAAAGCUUCAACAGCAGCAACCUGGCUUGCUGUCUGAAAUGUCUGGCCACAUGGGACUUCCCCCUACCCCAACAACCAACCAGCUCUCUGCUGCUGGCGGUGGUAUACUGACCAGAGCAGCUGGUGUCGGGCAAUCUGUAAUUACUGAUGAUGUUCCAUCUUGUAACACUUCACCUUCUACAAAUAACUCUGCCAAUGCACUUCCACCACCGAUAAAUUCUGGACUCCAUAGAAGCACAUCAGUAGUGGAUGACAUGGCUCAGUCUGCUGCCACAAUCUUGAGUUCAAGUGGCUUAGAAACCAUGUCAUCAAAUGCAACCUUGUUGAAAGAUUUACAGCCAAAGGCUGAAGUUAAGCCUUCUCUGAACAUUUCCAAAAAUCAGAAUCAUGGAAAUUUUGGUCCUCAGACGUACUUGACUGGUGGUGCUGCCCAGACAGAUUAUUUGGAUACAUCAUCUUCUACAACAUCAGUUUGCCUAUCUCAGAGUGACGCUCAUAUGCAUCAGAAUAACAACCCAUUAUCUUACAAUCCACAGUCGAUGUUGUUUAGAGACAAUAGUCAAGAUGGGGAAGUUCAGGCAGAUGCUAGAGGCAAUAUUCCAUAUGGCAAUAACAUUGAUAGCCAAAUGGGAAUGCCACUGAAUCCAGAUUCCAUUUUAACCAAAGGCACAUUGGGGCUGGGGAAGGAUUUAUCUAAUAAUUUCUCUUCAGGAGCCAUGCUUGGUAACUAUGAAAAUAACAGAGAUGCUCAGCAGGAACUUUCAUCUUCAAUGGUUUCACAGACAUUUGGAGUCCCUGAUAUGACCUUUAAUUCAAUUGAUUCCACAAUAGACGAUAGUAGCUUCUUGAAUAGGGGUCCAUGGGCUCCACCACCAGCACCGCCACCAGCACAGUUUCAGCGAAUGAGGACAUACACCAAGGUAUAUAAACGGGGAGCAGUGGGAAGAUCCAUAGACAUAACACGGUAUUCAGGUUAUGAAGAGCUUAAACAGGAUCUAGCUCGUAGGUUUGGCAUAGAGGGACAGCUGGAGGAUCGGCAGAGGAUAGGUUGGAAACUUGUCUAUGUAGAUCAUGAGAAUGAUGUUCUAUUAGUGGGAGAUGACCCUUGGGAGGAGUUUGUUAACUGUGUUCGCUGUAUUAAAAUACUUUCUCCUCAAGAAGUGCAACAGAUGAGCUUGGCUGGAGAUUUUGGCAAUGGUGGCCUUCCAAAUCAAGCCUAUAGCAGCUCUGACGGUGGGAACACUUAGAUGGAGUCCAGUAAUAUGCUAACUAUUCUUCCACAUUGGUUACUUAGGUUGUUUCAAGGAGACAUACAUUAUUGUCUCAAAGGUGGUUAUUAUGCCAUUGGGAACGUUGUUGUCCUGCAUCGGGACUUAAAAGUGAUCUUUUGCAGUUGUAAGGAGAAAUUUUGGAGCUGCUUUGUACAUGCAAAUUUGAAGAUCCAAACAACCGUGGAGAAGCUAACUGCUGCUAUUGCAACAAGUUCAAUCAAGGUGUUAAACUGGUAUUGAAUCGAAUGUUUGGAGCCCCUCGACAAAGUUAAUUUGUGUUUGAAGCCAUAGAUGUUGUAAUAUUGAUCAAGAUUGUUCUCGGCAUGGUUAGAAAUAUUUAAUUCACUGUAUUGUAGAAAGAAAGGUUUAAUAUUAUUUGAUAGUUUUGAAUGUAAAAAGUUCUAGUUUGUUUUUCCAUUCAGAGGAAUUGUUGACAUUUGAAUAGAAUGAUGGCUUGUUGCUUGGGCCUUUGUAAACACUAGGCAGCUAGAUUUUGCGGAAGAUUUCACGAUCUUCCACGGUAUCCAAGUGGGUUGCGAAACAGAGAA
Gastrolobium bilobum is the source of this 4175-nucleotide messenger RNA. Its product is annotated as auxin response factor 19-like. NCBI's taxonomy places the organism in Eukaryota, Viridiplantae, Streptophyta, Magnoliopsida, Fabales, Fabaceae. The record is from RefSeq and is a predicted model, not a curated record. Gene Ontology annotation, cellular component: nucleus. Gene Ontology annotation, molecular function: protein binding; DNA binding. The coding region runs from base 262 to 3603 and encodes 1113 amino acids. The transcript is spliced from 14 exons. Gene Ontology annotation, biological process: regulation of DNA-templated transcription; response to hormone.